Lepisosteus oculatus (spotted gar) is the source of this 347-nucleotide messenger RNA. RefSeq names its product gonadotropin-releasing hormone 2. Gene Ontology annotation, molecular function: gonadotropin-releasing hormone receptor binding; gonadotropin hormone-releasing hormone activity. Gene Ontology annotation, biological process: multicellular organism development. Lineage: Eukaryota; Metazoa; Chordata; Actinopteri; Semionotiformes; Lepisosteidae. The record is from RefSeq and is a predicted model, not a curated record. Gene Ontology annotation, cellular component: extracellular region.
AACACCAUACGUAUCCCAGCAAGAAUGAAAGCGCAAAAGAGCUCCCUCUUCUGGCUAGUCGUGGCCAUGACAUUGGUGACGCAGGCGUGCAGUCAGCACUGGUCAUACGGCUUGAGACCUGGUGGAAAGCGGGAGGUGGAGAGCCUGCAGGACACGCUUCAAGACAUUGCGGAGGAGGUGAGGAAACUGGAUGCGAUCCGCCAGCCUGGCUGUGCUGAUGUCUCUCCACAGAGCAGGCUCUCCAGCCUGAGAGAGUUGCUGGCGAGCCUGGCUGAAGAAGAAAGAGGACGUAAAAAUAUAUAGGCAUUGAAGCUGUGCACCUCCAAUAAAACAUGGCAUUGAUAUCA